AUGUCUCAGCAGGGGGGAUACAGGAGGAGGCCUGGGACCCCAGGGCUUCCUGUGCGCAGCAUCCGGCCCUUCAAGUCCAGUGAGCAGUACCUGGAGGCCAUGAAGGAAGACCUGGCUGAGUGGCUGCGGGAUCUCUACGGGCUGGACAUUGACGCAGCCAACUUCUUGCAAGUUCUGGAGACGGGCCUGGUGCUCUGCCAGCAUGCCAACAAGAUCACUGAGGCUGCUCUGGCCUUCCUGGCUGAGGCACCUGUCCAAGCCCAAAGGAUUCCCAUGCCCCGGACUGGGGUUUCCUGCAAUGGGGCCGCCCAGCCGCAUACCUUCCAGGCCAGGGACAAUGUCUCCAACUUCAUCCAGUGGUGCCGCAAGGAGAUGGGCAUCCAAGAGGUGCUGAUGUUCGAGACUGAGGACUUAGUGCUGCGCAAGAACGUGAAGAACGUGGUGCUGUGCUUGUUGGAACUGGGCCGUCGUGCCUGGCGCUUCGGCGUGGCGGCACCCACUCUGGUGCACUUGGAGGAGGAGAUCGACGAGGAGCUGCGGCAAGAGCUGGCCGUGCCCCCACCCGACCCCCCGCCGCCUGCGCCUCCCAAGCGCCAUCCCUGCCACUUCCGCAACCUGGACCAGAUGGUGCAGAGCCUGGUGAGCCACUGUACCUGCCCAGUGCAGUUCUCCAUGGUCAAGCUGUCUGAGGGGAAGUACCAAGUAGGAGACUCCAACACCCUCAUCUUCAUACGGAUCCUCCGGAACCAUGUGAUGGUGCGUGUAGGGGGCGGCUGGGACACGCUUAGCCAUUAUCUGGACAAACAUGACCCCUGCCGGUGUACAUCCCUCUCCCACAAACAGGGCAGCUUCCUGAAGCCCCCAGGCUCACUGGUGCAGCAUGAAGUGAGGGUGCAGGAGGGACCCUCGCAGCUCCAGCCCACAAUGACCGUCAGCCGCUCACAGAGCCCACAGCCGCCUCCGGUCGACUGGAAGACAUACACCUCUUCAGGCCGAAGGUUGAGGCCUCCUACUUCCGGUUCCCCCAGACCCUGCAAUGAACAGGGAGCGGGGGCAGGGGACCUCAGAGAGAUGGCUUCAUUCUUAAGGUCCCAGGAGAGGCUACUCAUCCCAUCUCGGAGGCAGCUAUCAGCAGGAGGCAGUCCACCCAGCCCCCAAUUCUCAUCUACCCAUAGGAGUCGAGACCCACAAUGCACUCCAUUAGGGAAGAGAGAGGACAAAUACCCCAGUGACCUCUCCAGGGGAAGGACUCCCACAUCUUGGGUUCAUGAAGAGAAAUCCAGCCAGGGAAUCCAUGCCAGGGUCCCUCCCCCCAAGAGACUCCAAGAGGCCACUACCAAAGGGACAUUACUAAGAAGACCUUCUCUCCUGUCUUGUCCCUCUGGCGCAGCCCAGCCCUCAGGCCUCAGGCUGCCACUUCAGAGUAAGGCUGAGGGUGCUUCCCCCCAACUCAGGGAGCCGGCAUCUGUUCAUUCUCAAUCCCCUGUCAAAGGACUCACCAGGAUCCCCAUCCGGUGGUCCCCUGCCCACCCCUCCACCCCAGGAAGCAGCUUUCCAGGCACUGCAAGUGGAGGUCCCAUGGCAGAACCAGAGAGAGGCCCCAGUCCAUUAAGGGUUGUCACUGGGGACCUGGCUAGGUCCAGACAUGGGGACUGCUCUGUAGAAGCGAGGCAGAGAGACCAGCAGGUCACUCCAGGGACGGGAGCACCCCAGGGCCUGAGCCCACAGGAGUGGGAAGGGAGGUACACACCACUGGCCUUGGGCAGAAUCAAAGAGAAAGACAUCUACUGUAGCCUUGAAGAGGACAUUGUGGCCAACAUGAAGCUACUAGAGGUGGGGGGUGCCCAUCCCCAGAGCACAGGGUCUCGAGUUAUCCCUCGUAGUGGAGUCUAUGUCCCCAGUCUGGGCGGGCAGUGGCCUGAGCCUGGAGGUCCUUAUGACAAAGUCAUCCAAGAACUGGCUCAGGGACCCCCCCUCCUUCUUAAAGUGGAUCUGGGAUCCUGGAAGGGAGCCUCUAGCAACUCCCUUAAGCCAACUGUCACCACAGGCCCUGGAAACCCAAAAGGGGAGCUGGGAGCCAGAGAGAGUGAGCCAAGGGCAAGAGCAAACCCAAGUGCCAUGGGCACCAGGAUGAGGGAGAUCUCACCUCCAAGAAGGCAGGACUGCUCAGGCCCGACUGUGUCUGCCAGCCUGGAGGCCCCCAGUUCUGACAAAGCCAAGGCAUGCCUGGGCAAAGGCAAGAGAACACUCCGGAAGCCCCAGAGAAUCCCAUCCAUCUACAAGCUGAAGCUGAGGCCCAGAAUCCGGCCCCGGAGAGACCACAGACCUGAGAAACUGCCUUCCCGAAUCCCCAAGCCACUGGCCUACCUCCAUCUGGGUUUGGCCAGGGCGCCCCCCAAGGGCAAGCUCUUGAGAGCUGCACUGGGCAGCCAGGAAGGGGAGGCAUCUCAGAUGGAUGGAGCUUUAGCCGGCAAGGAGAAGAAAGAGCCAGUCGCCCCCAAGCAAAGCAGCCCCCAGCCUCAAGUAAGGCAGCUGAAUCAAGUCCCACUCCUACCAGAGGAAGAAUCUUGGGUCUGA
Marmota flaviventris (yellow-bellied marmot) is the source of this 2577-nucleotide messenger RNA. RefSeq names its product growth arrest specific 2 like 2 (gene Gas2l2). NCBI's taxonomy places the organism in Eukaryota, Metazoa, Chordata, Mammalia, Rodentia, Sciuridae. The record is from RefSeq and is a predicted model, not a curated record. Gene Ontology annotation, molecular function: cytoskeletal adaptor activity; microtubule binding; actin filament binding. Gene Ontology annotation, cellular component: actin filament; microtubule plus-end; stress fiber. Gene Ontology annotation, biological process: protein localization to microtubule plus-end; regulation of microtubule polymerization or depolymerization; actin crosslink formation.